Molecule: messenger RNA, 2673 nt
Organism: Camelina sativa (false flax)
Lineage: Eukaryota; Viridiplantae; Streptophyta; Magnoliopsida; Brassicales; Brassicaceae
Product: transcription factor LHW
Biological process (GO): regulation of DNA-templated transcription
Molecular function (GO): DNA-binding transcription factor activity; protein dimerization activity
Source: RefSeq, a predicted model, not a curated record
CUCCAUUUUCAUUACCUUUUUUUUUUUAUUUUUCACCAAGAAGCACACAAAAGAGAGAAACAAAGAGAGAAAUAAGCUUCAUUUGAUUUCUUCUUGUUAAAGUUCUUUGAAGAAGCUAAUAUCAAAUGGCUGGUAUUACUGGAAUCUUAAAGCUUGAAGCUUGGAGUAUCUUGUGAAGAAGAAGAAGAAAAAAACCCAAACUUUUUCGUUUUUUUUUUUUUUCUGGGUUUUUGAGUUUUUCUUUUCUUUUCCUUACUUAAUUAUUACCGGAAGUAAUGGCAUGUCGGAGUAUGAUCGCUUUUAGUUUAGAUCCUGAGAGGAAACAAAGUGGAGGACUUAGAACAAAACAAGCUGGAAGAGGAUCUUGCCGUGGAAGUUAGUCUUUGUUCCUCAAUCUCCUUACAGAAUUUUGAAAUUGCACUGUUGUAAGUGAAAAGAUCGUUGUUCUUGUUGGAGCUAUAAAGAGAGAUAGAGAGAGAGAGAGAGAAAGCUAUGGGAGUUUUACUACAAGAAGCUUUGAGGUCUAUGUGUGUUAAUAAUCAAUGGUGUUAUGCUGUUUUCUGGAAGAUUGGCUGUCAAAAUUCUAGCUUGUUGAUUUGGGAGGAAUGCUAUAAUGAUACCGCAUCAAGCUCACAUCCGCGAAGAGUGUCUGGACUUGGUAUUGAUGCACAAGGGAAUGAUAAGGUUCAAUUGCUUACUAACAGAAUGAUGUUAAACAAUCGAAUCAUUUUGGUAGGCGAAGGGUUAGUUGGCCGAGCUGCAUUUACUGGACAUCAUCAAUGGAUUCUAGCAAACAGUUUCAACCGCGAUGUUCAUCCACCUGAGGUUAUUAAUGAGAUGCUUCUCCAAUUCUCUGCUGGUAUUCAGACUGUUGCAGUUUUUCCUGUUGUUCCUCACGGUGUUGUUCAACUCGGUUCCUCUCUGCCUAUUAUGGAGAACUUGGGGUUUGUGAAUGAUGUGAAGGCUCUUAUCCUGCAACUAGGAUGUGUUCCGGGAGCUCUCUUAUCUGAAAAUUACAGAACAUAUGAACCUGCUGCUGAUUUUAUUGGAGUGCCAGUGUCCCGGAUGAUACCUUCUCAAGGACACAAGAUCCUUCAAUCAUCGGCUUUCGUAGCUGAAACUAGCAAGCCACACUUCAACUCCACUGGAUCUUCAGAUCAAAUGGUUGAAGAAGCUCCCUCUAAUAUAGUGGAUGAACAGAUCAAGCAAGCAAAUCUGAGAGAUAGAAAUGAAGGAGGAUGGCAAAAUACAAUGGGUUAUCUAACAGCUGCUGAAGUUGCAGUACCUUCAACAAAUCCAGAUGCAUGGCUGAAUCAAAACUUCUCCUGUAUGUCUAAUGUGGAUGCAGCAGGGCAACAACUCCAAUGUGACGACAUCAGUUCCAAACGCUCGCUUGGAAGCGAUGACUUGUUCGAUAUGUUGGGUUUGGAUGAUAAGAACAAAGGUUGUGACAACAGUUGGGGAGUUUCACAGAUGAGAACUGAUGUACUCACUAGGGAGUUAUCUGACUUUAGGAUCAUUCAAGAAAUGGAUCCUGAGUUUGUCUCUUCAGGGUAUGAACUUUCAGGAACUGAUCAUUUGUUAGAUGCUGUGGUCUCGGGUGCUUGCUCAUCAUCAAAGCAGAUCUCGGAUGAAACAUCUGAGUCCUGCAAAACCACUUUGACUAAAGUUAGUAAUUCUUCGGUUACCACUCCAUCUCACAGUAGCCCUCAAGGUAGCCAGUUAUUUGAGAAGAAACACGUGCAACCACCGGGACCAUCAUCGGUCUACGGGUCUCAGAUCAGUUCUUGGGUUGAACAAGCACACAGCUUGAAGCGUGAGGAUAGUCCAAGGAUGAUGAAUAAGAACGAAACUGCAAAACCAACUAAUAACCGUAAAAGGCUUAAACCAGGAGAGAAUCCAAGACCAAGGCCUAAAGAUCGCCAGAUGAUUCAAGAUCGUGUCAAGGAGUUGCGUGAAAUCAUACCAAAUGGUGCAAAAUGUAGCAUUGAUGCACUCCUCGAACGAACAAUAAAGCACAUGCUCUUCUUGCAAAACGUCUCCAAGCAUGCUGAUAAGCUGAAACAUACCGGGGAAUCCAAGAUUUUGAAAGAGGAAGGUGGAGGAGCAACAUGGGCUUUUGAAGUCGGGUCAAAGUCUAUGGUGUGUCCUAUCGUCGUAGAGGAUGUAAACCCACCUCGCAUUUUCCAAGUUGAGAUGCUGUGCGAACAGCGAGGAUUCUUUCUAGAAAUCGCUGAUUGGAUUAGAAGCUUAGGGUUGACGAUCUUGAAGGGUGUUAUCGAAACUCGAAUAGACAAGAUUUGGGCUCGCUUCACCGUUGAGGCAAGUCGAGACGUGACGAGGAUGGAGAUAUUCAUGCAGCUAGUGAAUAUCUUGGAGCAGACAAUGAAAUGUGGAGGCAACUCUAAAACUAUUUUGGAUGGUAUCAAAGCUACAAUGCCCCUACCGGUUACUGGUGGCUGUUCUAUGUAAUGACCGUACCGGUUUGGUUAAAGCUUUUGAUUUAUAUAGAGGUUACGAGCGGACCGCUCUCAAGGACUUAGGCUCGCUAUGACUAACUUAAAAAAAGUCAGUCUGAAACAGAGAUGUAUGAUUUUUAAGUGUUUUCUUUUCUUAUUAACUUUUUGUUUGUACAUUUUUUUGCGAUUUUUGGGAAUUAUCCUUUGUGUGGAA